Molecule: messenger RNA, 1054 nt
Organism: Priapulus caudatus
Lineage: Eukaryota; Metazoa; Priapulida; Priapulimorpha; Priapulimorphida; Priapulidae
Product: amino acid transporter ANTL1-like
Exons: 6
Coding region: 63-857 (264 amino acids)
Source: RefSeq, a predicted model, not a curated record
UGUCUGUGUUAUGAUCGUCAUCUCUGUAUCCGGCAGCAUGCCAGCCGCGGACAGCACUGCGCAUGCGCCACCAUCAUUCCACUCGUUCACUCUCGCACUGGGGAGUCUUCGCCUGGUCUUUCACGGGACAUCCCAUAUUUCCGCGCACCUCUCAGAAUGACAUGGCAGAACCCAACAAGUUCAAAUACUCCAUCGUUCUCGCCUUUGCUGUCGUGCGCCUACUGGAGGCAGUCAAUGUAGACGAGUUCCAAGACCACAUAGCUUAUCAACAGAGCAAUGCACAGACCUACAAACUUUUUGUUAUUCUCCUCAUGUACAUGCCUGUCGCGACGAUCUCCUACCUAGCCUACGGCAGUGACUUGGUCGACAACGUACUCUUGAAUCUGCCGCCAGGUGUCGUGCGCAGCGUGGCGCAGAUUCUCAUCACGGUGCAUCUGCUCUCAGCCUUUGUCAUCGUCGUCAACCCGCUCUGCCAGGAGGUGGAGGAGCUCAUGAAGAUACCGAAACAUUUCAACCCGUUUCGCUGUCUGAUGCGAACUUUGAUCAUGCUCCUCGUGCUGCUACUGGCAGAGAGCGUCCCUCACUUCGGUUCGAUCCUGUCGCUCGUCGGAAGCUCUACACUGAUGCUGCUCACCUUCAUCCUGCCCUGCAUCUUCUACGAGAGACUCGUUACCAUGACGAGCAGCGACUGGGAAACCAGAUAUAUCCCACUUCACAUUAGGGCAAUUAACUACGAGGUAAUUGGACUAGGUGCUAUCGCAAUGAUAAUGGGAACAUAUUCUGCAAUGAGCUAUAUGGUUGGUGCGCACACAUUCACAGUACCCUGUUACUUCAACGUGACGGCUGCGAGUGGAUAGCAACACCAACACCAGUGGAAGUCGAAAUGUUUUACGAUUAAUGUACUACAGGAAUUUGAUUAGAUUGCCUUGUAUAGUAAUGUUAACGUGACGACAGCUUCUAAACUUGUUGUGGUGAAACGGCAAAGUUGAAAUAAAGCCAAGGUUUUAUCAACAAGUAAUUGCGACUUACAAACACAACACCACGAUUCUUGUUC